UUCUACUUCCGGUUCACGUCCCGCUGUCUUUUCUUUUUUUUCAUGCGGAGACAGAAGAAAUAAAAUGAUUAAUUUUGAUCCGUGCGCAGCGUAAAAGACGCGUUUAUGUAUAUUCUUACGUAGACGCGCGGUGUUUUUGUGUUUGUUCGCAGCUGUUUUUGUGUUCGCCGAUUGUGGAAAAAUAAAAGUUUAGUCUUUUAGUUUUGAAGCCAAACAAAUAAUAAAAAAUGGCUCCAACGAUUCAGACACAAGCUCAACGAGAAGACGGCCACAGUCGGCCGUCGUCUCACAGAACUGUCCCAGAGAGGUCUGGCGUCGUGUGUCGAGUGAAAUACUGCAACAGUUUACCCGACAUCCCUUUUGACCCGAAGUUCAUCACCUACCCCUUCGAUCAGCACAGGUUUGUUCAGUACAAAGCGACGUCUCUGGAGAAGCAGCACAAGCACGACCUCCUGACCGAGCCUGACCUCGGAGUCACUAUCGACCUCAUCAACCCAGACACGUACCGCAUCGACCCCUCUGUUUUGUUGGAUCCUGCCGAUGAAAAACUGUUGGAAGAAGACAUCCAGGCUCCUUCCAGUUCAAAGAGGUCACAACAACACGCCAAAGUGGUUCCGUGGAUGAGAAAGACCGAAUAUAUCUCCACAGAGUUUAACAGAUAUGGUGUUUCCAACGAGAAAGUGGAAGUCAAGAUCGGUGUUUCCGUCAAACAGCAGUUCACAGAAGAAGAGAUCUACAAGGACAGAGACAGUCAGAUCUCCGCCAUCGAGAAGACGUUUGAAGAUGCGCAGAAAUCGAUUGCACAGCACUACAGUAAACCCAGAGUUACUCCUGUGGAGGUUCUACCUGUGUUCCCUGACUUCAAGAUGUGGAUCAACCCGUGUGCUCAGGUCAUCUUUGACUCUGAUCCUGCACCUAAAGACUUCUCAGGACCUGCAGGAGUGGACAUGAUGUCACAGGCCAUGAUCAGAGGUAUGAUGGACGAAGAAGGAAAUCAGUUUGUGGCCUACUUCCUGCCACAUGAAGAAACGCUCCGUAAGCGCAAGAGAGACUGCGACGAGGGCUUGGAUUACAUGCCUGAGGACGUAUACGAUUACAAAAUAGCCAGGGAGUACAACUGGAACGUGAAGAACAAAGCCAGCAAAGGUUACGAGGAGAACUACUUCUUUAUCUUCAGAGAUGGAGAUGGUGUUUACUACAAUGAGCUGGAGACCAGGGUGCGUCUGAGUAAGAGACGAGCUAAAGCUGGAGCUCAGUCGACCACAAACGCCGUGUUGGUUUGUAAACACAGAGACAUGAACGAGAAAGAGCUUGAGGCUCAGGAUGCACGUAAAGCUCAGCUGGAGAAUCAUGAGCCUGAAGACGAGGAAGACUUGGACAUUGACCUGGACAAAGACCUGCAGGACUCAGGCGACGAGAAAGAGAAGGGCAGCGGCAGCGAAGCCGAGAACUCUGGCAGCGAAUCCGAAAGGGAGGAGGUUGAGCCGGAGCAGCGGGGAGCAGAGGAGGCGGAUGAGGGCGAGGAGAGAGGGAAGAAGAGGAGAAAGAUCAGCGGCGGCAGCGUAGGCAGCGGCGGCAGCGGCAGUGAGAGCGGUGGGGAGAGGACCAGAGAGAUGCGAGACGAGGAGGAAAUCUUUGGCAGCGACGACGACAGUGAGGACAAUGAUGACAACGAUGACAACGACGACAACGAGCCCAAGAACUCGGGCCGCAGCAGCGGGAGUGAGGACGAAGGCGGGGACAGAGCCCGCAGUAAGAGUCGCAGUCGGAGCCACAGCAGGAGCCGCAGCAGGAGCCGCAGCAGGAGCCGUAGCAGGAGCCGCAGCAGAAGUCGCAGCAGGAGCCGCAGCAGGAGCCGCAGCGUGUCUCCGGCUCGCAGCGACAGAAGCAGCAACCACUCGGAGGCACAAGCUCAGAGCGGGAGCGGAAGCGAGCGAGCGUCCGACUCCAGUGACGCCAGUGACAGUGAAUAGCGUCCAUGCUCUUCAUCUCCGUGGU
Molecule: messenger RNA, 1998 nt
Organism: Solea solea (common sole)
Lineage: Eukaryota; Metazoa; Chordata; Actinopteri; Pleuronectiformes; Soleidae
Gene: paf1
Product: PAF1 homolog, Paf1/RNA polymerase II complex component
Exons: 14
Coding region: 228-1973 (581 amino acids)
Biological process (GO): transcription elongation by RNA polymerase II
Cellular component (GO): Cdc73/Paf1 complex
Molecular function (GO): RNA polymerase II complex binding; chromatin binding
Source: RefSeq, a predicted model, not a curated record